Quercus lobata is the source of this 1056-nucleotide messenger RNA. Its product is annotated as probable carboxylesterase 5. NCBI's taxonomy places the organism in Eukaryota, Viridiplantae, Streptophyta, Magnoliopsida, Fagales, Fagaceae. The coding region runs from base 76 to 981 and encodes 301 amino acids. Gene Ontology annotation, molecular function: hydrolase activity. The record is from RefSeq and is a predicted model, not a curated record. The transcript has a single exon.
AGAAGACCUUAAUCUCUCACUUUCCUUCUUUGUCAACAAAGCUAAACACUCCAAGAAUAUUAGUUGCUUCUUUCAAUGGCCUCAAGUGACCCAGAAAUCACACACUCCUUCCGUUUCUUUCAUGUAUACAAAGAUGGCCGUGUAGUGCUUCACUUCCCCACUUUUGAAAAAGUCCCACCCUCUGAUGACCCGAUUUCCGGGGUCCGAUCCAGUGAUGUUGUAAUCUCAUCCGAACCCGCAGUAUCUGUCCGCAUCUUUCUACCCGAAUCCGUUAACCCGACCCAAAAACUCGCCCUCGUCUUCUACGUGCAUGGUGGUGGCUUUUGCAUGCAAUCCCCUUUCUCUACUACAUACCAUAAUUUUGUCACAACCUUAGUCAAUGAAGCCAAUGUUAUUGCAGUCUCAGUCGAUUACGGCUUAUUUCCGACCCGACCUGUACCCGCUUGUUAUGAGGACUCAUGGGCUGCACUCCAAUGGGUUGCAUCACAUAGUAAUGGAAAAGGACCUCACUCAUGGUUAAAUAAUCAUGCUGAUUUUCAAAGGGUUUUUAUUGGGGGAGACAGUGCUGGAGGGAAUAUUUCACAUACUUUAGCUGCUAGAGUUGGGUCCAUUGGGUUACCUGGGACCAAGGUUGUUGGGGUUGUAUUGAUACACCCAUAUUUUGGUGGUACAGACGAUGAUAAAAUGUGGCUGUACAUGUGUCCUACAAAUGGUGGGUUGGAUGAUCCUAGGUUGAAACCGGUUACAGGGGAUCUAGCUAGGCUUGGGUGUGAGAAGCUAUUGAUUUUUGUGGCUGAGAAGGACCAUUUGAUGGUUGUGGGUAGGAAUUACUAUGAGGAAUUGAAGAAAAGUGGGUGGGGUGGUUCUGUGGAGAUUGUUGAGAAUUUAGGAGAGGAGCAUUGCUUCCAUUUGUUUAAUCUCAAAUAUGAGAAGGCUGUGGAUUUGAUUAACAAGUUUGUUGCUUUUAUUAAACAAGAGUAGGUUUGUGCUAUGUGGUCUCUAGCAUGGAUGUAUUUGUAAGUGUAAUAUUUAUGAAAUAAAAUUAAUUUUCCAAAA